UUUACCUAUGAUGCAAUGUGAAUGACACCGAUGGUUGUUUUUUAGUUUUUCGUGUAAUCCUGACACAAAUUUCUACUUCUAACAACUUCGAGGGGAAAUAAAAAUGUUUUCCCUUUUUUUCAAAUAUCUAAAGUACUGAUAAAACGAUCGUGACCAUAUGUUUAGAGGAUCUUCUCCGGAGCCUCGUUUCCAUGCUGAAGCUAUUUUUUGCGAAAUUUUAAAUUAAGAAAUCUCACACAAAGCUACUCAUUCAGAAGGGUUAUCAUACAAAUUUGAAAACAACUCAUGCAGUAGUAUCAGCUGAUAACACUUAGGUUUUGUCCUUAGGUUUGGUACCGAAAAGUGGUCUGGCCCAUGGACUAUAAGGGCGCACAUGUCGCGAGUAUGCGAUGACAGAAUUUAUGUCCAAUGUUAAUGUAAACAUCGAUCCUGUUAGUGCGACCCCUACCUAACCUUAACGAAAUGUAGGAGUUUUGGAAAGAUCAGUUUCUGACCUUAAAUUGCUAAACAAGCCCCUAUUAAAACGAAAAGAAUUGGGGACAAGAAAUCCCAGUUAAUACCUAAAAUGAGUAAAAGGGAUUUCCUGAAAAAGAAGGCGGAACGAACUACAGAUCAGUCUUGCUGGGCUGAUUUAAUUUCAAAGCGGCGAGAAAUGAAAGCAAGUCAAUUAAAUAUGCCAAACGCAAAUACUUAAGCGAUAACCUUGCUACGAACAAAAAAGAUCCCCGAAAAACUUGGCUGCUAAUUAAUGAGCUGAGCUCUCGUCAACAUAAGAAAGUUAUUGCACAUAUUGAAAUCGAGGAUAUAAAAAUAUGCUCUGUAUCUGAAAAGGCGGAAGUUCGUUAUAUCUCACACAUUGGACAUAACUUGACUGGUAGUGUUUCAGAAAUUUACUUCACUGCAACAAACAAAACUUUCUCCUUUUUAAAGUUGAAGCACUAAUGAAGUCCGAAAACUACUUAAAAAACUAGAAAUCAAGAAUUAAUGCCAUCCAAGGUGGUUACAACAGCGGCAGGUAUUGUGGCACCAUCCCUGGCAUUCUUGUCCCAUCAGUGGACAACGUACCACUCAUUUUGUAGUAAGAUGGAAGACAUUAGUCUCCAUAGCUGAGGUUUAUUUUAACGGAAAUUCACUUUUCUUCAACCCGGGCGUUGCCUAUUUUGGAUCAGGUUUGUUAUCUGUAAGCAAAACACGUAUUUAUUGUGAAAUAUUGGAUCUGGUAAAAACAUGUGGUACAGUCUGGAUGCAAAAUCCUCAUAUCUUCCAUUUUACGAGAGGGCAUGGACAAUAGACAAGAAAUAGCCUGGGUCCAUUUGAAAUAUUUCAUUCCGGGCAUAAAAAAAUUUUUAACCGUAAAUUUAAAACUUCUCGUUCGCUCAUGAGCUAAUUUUUAUGAUCCGCAAGAGAACGGACGCAUAUGUAGUCUGCGGAGCCACAGAUACUUUGACAAUGUUAAAACGCAAUAGGAUAACAGGAGAAGGGGCGCAAUAAAAGCUGGCAUCUAAUUGUUUAUUUCAAUAGCCUUUUUAUCUGUGAGCUCUUCUCAUUUGCAUUAUGAUGUAAACCAACUGGACGCGAGGUAAUUUCGGACAGAAACCACACAAUUGCCAUGAAAAGGGCUAUUCAUGCCCAGCAUGUGAAGUCAUUUUCCAUGCUUGCUAUGAAAAAUCUAUUUUUCACGCCUGGCGCGGCAAAACAUUGUUAUUGUCGGUGUGUGGAGUGUUCUUCAUGCCGGGCACGGGGAAACGCUGUUAAAAACAUGAAUCGUAAGUAUAUUUUCUUUGUAAAUGAAACAAUACCUUAGACAGAGUGGUAGUUCGUGGAAUCGAAUAAUAAUAGAACAAAGCAUUUUAUACUCUUAGUACUCGCAGGUCUUUAAAAGACAGCGAAGAUUAGCAUAGUCAUUAUUUUUCUUUCGGUUAGAGAGCGAGGCAUCCCACAGCGAGUAAGUGGUAAGCGGUUAGCGGUCGCGCUCUUGAAAACUUUGCGCGGAAUGUUAAUCAAGACGGGCUACUCUCUUCUCCAGGCACUUUCAUCAUCCGGCACACCUAGAAUGGUUGGGUUUCAGUACUAGAAUGCACGAACUUACGCCCACCCGUACCUUCAAGAUGCUUUUCGUACUGUCUAUUUUCAUGUGGAACUUUGAAGAAGGCAUCUAUGGAUUACCAGUGUGCGGCUCGGUGGUAGACAACUCUUUGAGAAGUCCUGAAUAUCCGAACAGGUACCCAAGCAGUAUGCAGUGCAAUUAUACGGUUCCUAUUCCACAUGGAAUGGCCCUGAAUAUUUACUUUGACGAUUUCAAAAUGGAAUAUGAAGAUUUUUGCUCGUACGACUACUUGGAGAUUACUGACGAAAAUAGCACAACAGUUGGUGUGUAUUGCGGUGAGCAGACUGGGCGUACCGUUGAUGUUACUGGAAGUCACAUAGUGGUAACAUUCCACUCAGACUUCUGGCAAGAAGAAAGGGGAUACUUGAUUCUUUUCACUUUUGUUUCACUGUCCUGCGGCUCAGUGGCUUUUGACUCGCUGAAAAGUCCUGGAUAUCAAAGCAACUACCCGAGCAGCAUAGACUGUCUUUAUUCGGUUCCUAUCCCACAAGAUUGGCAGUUAAAUGUUUACUUUCACGAUUUCCAACUGCAAGAAGAUAAUUCCUCAUGCAACCAUGACUAUUUAAUGAUUCUGAAUGAGAAGAAGGAAACAUUUGGUGUGUACUGUGGAUUGAAGACUGGAAAAACGGUUUUUGUAUCGGGAAACUACGCAGUGAUAAAAUUCCAUUCAGACGAUAGUGUUGAAGAAAGAGGCUUUCUGAUACUUUUCACCACUGCGCCUGCCAAGCCCAAAGUCAUGCUAUCAUCUCGUGUUGUGCGAACUUUACCUGGCUACAUUAUCUCCACUUGCUCGGCUACUGGAACUCCCCCCGUGUACAUAGCAUUAGUAAGGAACUCUACAACACUAACAAACACGACCAACAAAUAUGUUGAAGAUAUCCAAUCAUUCGAGGAAGGAAAGUACGCUUGCGUGGCCAGCAGCACGUAUGGAACAGACGUCAGAGAGUUUAAAGUCAUUUUCAUAGAUUGCGGAAAUCGGUGUCUUCCUAAAGUUUACAAAAAUGCAAUAUCAAACAUCAUCUACUGCAGCAAUUUCACAUCAUCCAGGGAAGUAAAUUAUUGUGUACCAAAAAUGACGCAUUAUAUGUAUAUCUCUUCAAGCAAUCUUUCAAAUCUUACAGUUGAAGUAUUCUCUAAAUUCUCAAAUCUGGAGACUCUGUGAGUGUAAUUUCUUUGCAAUGGCGGAUCCAGGGGUAAAUAAAUAUAAGAAAAAAUAUGUAUAAUGAAUAACUCAGGUCUUGGGGUAGGGUCCGCGAAGUGUGCCUCUCCCCUCCACCCCUGCCCUCGUUCAUUCCAAAAGGAAUGGAACGAAAAUACUUCUUCAGAAACAGAGCCACAAUCCCAGACAAAAAAGUUGGGACACCAAGCAAGUUCUCCCCUCCCCCCACUUACAAUGUUGAUAAUCAGGAGAUUUUUUCCUUUUUGUUGAAAAAAAACCGCAACGUUUUUCGACAUUGAUUAGGGGGGAUUGGGGAUAGGUGAUCUAGCUCAACUGUCCCAACUACUUUUGUCCGGGAUUGUAGCCUGCACUAAAGUCGCCGCUGUCGGGAAAUCUUAUUAAGCGUGUUAAACCUAAUUUUGGUCAACUGGUACGGGGAUGGGGGGAGGGCUUCUGAGGCUCAGCCUGUAUCUCUUACAGCAUUAAAGCCAUGGCAAUGAAACUUGCAGGAUAUAUAAGACAUUCAAACUAUUGAAAUCGUGUUACAUUGAACAAUGACUUCACAUAUAACUUAGAAAUGACGCCAUCAGUUCGGAAUAAUUUUUUAAACGUAAGACAAACGUCAAAAAGCGCAUGAAAAUUAUCAAAACCUACAACGAAAUCUAUAAUUAGCUUAAAAAGUAAAAGAUACUGUAAUAAAGCCAUUAAAUGCAAAAUGUAAAUA
Molecule: messenger RNA, 3990 nt
Organism: Orbicella faveolata
Lineage: Eukaryota; Metazoa; Cnidaria; Anthozoa; Scleractinia; Merulinidae
Molecular function (GO): protein binding; serine-type endopeptidase activity
Source: RefSeq, a predicted model, not a curated record